Messenger RNA from Podarcis muralis (Common wall lizard), 936 nucleotides. RefSeq names its product olfactory receptor 5AS1-like. Gene Ontology annotation, molecular function: G protein-coupled receptor activity; olfactory receptor activity. Gene Ontology annotation, biological process: G protein-coupled receptor signaling pathway. The record is from RefSeq and is a predicted model, not a curated record. Gene Ontology annotation, cellular component: membrane. Lineage: Eukaryota; Metazoa; Chordata; Lepidosauria; Squamata; Lacertidae.
AUGGCCAAGGGGAAUUUCACGGCAGUGACGGAGUUCAUUCUCCUUGGUUUCACAGAUCGUCAGGAGAUCAAGACCAUUCUCUUUGUGCUCUUCCUGGCCAUCUUUCUGGCCACUUUGGUGGGGAACUUUGGCAUCAUCACAUUAAUCUGGAUCAGUCCCUCUCUGCACAGUCCUAUGUACUUUUUCCUAAACAAUCUGGCAUUCCUGGACCUCAGUUAUUCCUCCAAUUACCCCAAGAUGCUGGCCAACUUCAUAGCAGAGAGGAAGAGCAUUUCAUUCGCAGGAUGCAUUGUGCAAAUGUUUCUGUUUGCUGCCUUUGCAGAUGCAGAAUGCCUCCUGCUGGCUGCCAUGGCGUACGACCGCUACAUGGCCAUUAGUAACCCACUACUCUAUCCACUUUUCAUGUCACGCAAAGUGUGCAUAUGUCUGGUAGUUGGCUCCUAUCUCACAGGCAGCAUGACCUCACUGGUGCACACUUGUCUUACCUUCCAUCUCUCCUUCUGCGGUUCCAACGUCAUCAACCAUUUCUUCUGCGACAUCCCUCCUCUGUUGGCCCUCUCCUGCUCCAACACCCACUUCAAUGAAAUCCUACUCUUUGCCCUGUGUGGAUUCAUCCAAAUGAGCACAUUUGUGCUCAUCAUCAUCUCUUAUGCCUGCAUCCUUUGCACCAUCUUGAGGAUGCCCUCAACCGAUGGCCGCCUGAAAGCCUUUUCCACAUGCACCUCCCAUUUGACAGCUGUUGCCCUUUUCUAUGGCACCCUCUUAUUCAUGUAUCUACGUCCUAGUUCCAGCUAUGCCAUGGACACAGACAAAAUAAUCUCAGUGUUUUACACGGUGGUGUUUCCCAUGGUGAACCCAUUGAUCUACUGCCUGAGGAACAAAGAGGUGAAGGACGCCUUGAAGAGAACAUUGGAGAGACAUGUGUGCUGCUGUUAG